GGUAUUUUGGGAGGCCAAAAUAUAAUAACGUAUUAUAUGAUAACCGAAACCAAGCCGUGCGGUAUGUGUAUAUAGGUGAUGCAUCAAAGGUGCUAAACAAUUGAAUCCGCAUUCGAAAGUUUAGAUAUCGAUGAGAGAGAACCCACACCUCGCAAAAGUGAAUAACAAAAACACAGAUACGAGUUUGAUUUCAAAUACAAAUACAAACACAGCCACAGGUUGUUGACAAGAGUUCUGAGUGAUAUUGAAUUGAAAGUCCCAAAUCGAAUGUUGUGCCAGUGUCAAUGCAAUUGAAACCACCAAAAAAGUCAGCGGAUAUAUAGUAAAGUAUCAGCUAUACAUAUAGUGCGCGCAGCCAUUAUCUGUGACCUCUCAGCCGUGCGUAUGUGUGGCAUAUACGUAUUAUCAAAGUCGGUUAUUGUUCAUUGAUAAGUGUCAAGUAUACGAAAAGUGUGCGUGUGUGUGUGUCUAUGUUGAAUACGUCAACGGCAUUCCAAGUCAACGGAACCGCAAACACCGGAGAGCCAGUGCAACGCUAAGUGAACAAAGUGCCUUCCAGCGUGAUCAUGGCAUUACUGAACCAGAUGUGUUAAAAUUGUGAAUAUCUGGCAGAAUCAAAUUAGUGCAAUUAGUAUUAGCGAAUCAAACAAACAAAACGAUCCAUAUGGCAGUGCUUCCAGGGAGGAUUCAGCUCCACUUGCUCCUGCUCACCUUGAUCUCGUGGAGUAAAGCGUCUCCAGCUCCCCAGUUUGUACCUGAUCUCGAUGACAUAACUGUGAAUUGCGGCGGGGAGAAUGGAGCCCCCCUGAUGACGCCGUGCAAGAGCUCCAUAAUUUUGGACUACCAAACAACAACCUCGCUGAAGUGUGAGGCCGACGAACCGAUGUCCUGGUGGACAGCACAAACGAGCAUCGUUUUGGAUGAGAGUAGUUUCGACAACACCGAGGAUCCGGAACGACCCUACGGAACAAACCUGCAACUGAGCGGAGUGACCGCCGAGGAUGUGGGCGCCUAUUACUGUGUGAAGGACUCGGAACUGAACAAUCUCCCCGAGAAGAACGAGCAGGCAAUGAUCGGGCUGGUGAACCAGGGCGGAGCUAGCUCCAUUUACGUGUACGUAGACGACAAGGAGAACAAGCUCUUCACCACCGAAACCAUUCUGCAAGCCAUGCAGUACGAGGACCUGGUGAUACCCUGCAAACCGGCAAUGCCAGACACCGAGGUGCUGCUGGAAUUCCGAGGAGAGGUACUUUCCAGCACUUCUGUCGGUCGAUAUGAUCCGCAGCGGGGAUUCACCAUCGAAGUCCGUAGCAUUACGGACGGCGGCGACUACAUCUGUCGGCCAAAUCCUCCAUUUCCGGAUAACGAAGACGAGUUCUCUAUCAUACCUGUGCGCUUUAUUGGUAACGGUCACAUUGAUAAAUCCGGAUUGGAAAUCCCCAGAACCCAAACACCGCCAUCGGGUCCCACGACUAACACGGCGUAUACGUAUGCGCCAGAUGUCACCGAUUACGAUGACGAGGUCAUGGUCACUGUCCUCACUGUUACUAACCAAUCGCCGGGUAGUGUGGCACUAACCAGUGGUGGUGGAGCUUUCACCCGGGAUCGGGCAAGGCGAAGUCCAGCCCGGCUGGCUCCGAUGAAUGCCUCGCCCUCACCCAGACCAGGGCAAGCCGGCAAGGCCCUUCCAAAGCCCGUGAUUAAGUCCUCCUCGGGAUCUCACGUCAUUUUGGGUUCCAACUUUACCCUCAUGUGCGAACAGACCUCUCCCUUUGGAGCCACCUACAACAUCGAAUGGAGAACACAGGAUCGCAGCAAGGUUUUUCCGAACGAUCGCAUCAUCAUCACGCCGGCAAUGUUCGACCACAUGGCUAAGAACAGCACCCACCUGUUGGGCAGGAGCACCUUGACGGUAUUGGAUGCCCAGCGUUCGGAUUCCGACUUGUACAAGUGUCUGGUAACAGACGCCAAGAACGCAGUACAACACAUCUCCUACAGGAUCAGGGUUUUAGGACAAAACGAGAGCUAUCUAAACGUUUAUGAGCCAUCGGGUCAUUACAACGUAAUGGAGUUCGCCAACAAAACGAUCCAGAUGACGGCCAACUUCGAGGGCUUCCCGCAGCCAGAGUUCCGAUGGUUCAAGCCGGACGGAACCGAGGUCCGUCAGUCGGAGAACAACUUCAAGAUCGAGUCCACGGAGCGGAGCACAACCCUGCGGCUGCUGAGUGCCCAGCUGCAGGACAGCGGCACCUACGUCCUCCAAGGCAGCAACAACUUCAAGACGGUGCAGCGGGAGUACAACGUGAGCGUGAUGGACGGACCGGUCCUCAGCAUGGCGGACACCUACGUUCAGGUGGGCUCCGUGGCCCGACUUGAGUGCACCGUGCUCUCCUACCCGCCGGCCCUGGUCACCUUCCUCUUCCGUCCCUGCGUCCUGGAGCCCUUCUGGCCCACCUGCUCCGUGCUCGAGGCGAAUUUCAGCUCGCCAAGUGUACAAGAAUCAUAUCAGUUCUUGAAAAUACCCCGACCCGGAAAACUGAGUGUGGAGAGAAUUAUAGAGGUGUCCUUCCGGCCAACGGAACCGGGAAUUCUCUCCUGCGUUGCGGAAAAUGUGGUGGGCGGUGAGAGUAAAAGGGCCAUAACCAAGGCGCACGUGCUGCUGGGCAAUAUAUCCGAGAAUAUGACCAUAUAUGGCUUCGAUAAGGGGCACAAAAUCGCCAAGGAGGACAAUGUCAACUGCACCUGCGAGGCACUGGCCUACCACUUGGAUGGAAACCUCAGCUGGCUCCACAAUGGCGAGGCGUUGGAGGAGUCUGAUAAUGUUCGAAUUGAAACGAAUCGUACCGAGUACUCCUACAAGAGCACAGUGCAUAUUACCUCAAUAUCCGACCAAGAUAGAGGAACCUACGAGUGCCGGGCGUACCACAUUAGAAAGCCAUCCGAGUACAGCACACAUGAGAUAGACUUAAACGUCUACGAUCCCUCGGCUCCGCAGUGGGUGAACCCAACUCAGGAUGCCCAUAAGAAAAUCAAGCGAAACCUGAGCCAAACCCUGGAACUGGAGUGCGCCUCCACAGCUGUUCCACUGGCCACGGUUCAGUGGUUCAAGGACGACAAGGAGUUGACCGAAUCGAAACUGAUGCACUUCCUGGAGAACAACUCCAAGCUGAUAAUCACACAUCUGUAUCCCGGGGAUGAAGGCGUUUACAGGUGUCUGGUGCAGAACCGAUUGGCCAGCAUCGAAAGAUCCUACACGCUGGACAUUUCGGAUCUGCCCGGCAUCAACUUGGCUUGGGUUUGGAUUAGCGCUAUAAUAUUCCUCAUCCUGAUCAGCCUGUCAGUCUUCCUGGGCAUUCGGUACAAAAUAGAGCAGAAGAAGAACCGUGAACUGGAGGCCACUGGCUUUUACAAUUUCAAAGAGGGUGCUCCGGAACGGAUUAAUAAGGACCUUCCCUUGGCCACCCAGGCAUUAAAUUUGCCCUACGACGAGAACUUCGAGUUUCCGGCAGAAAAGCUGAAGCUGGGCAAACUGCUGGGAGACGGAGCAUUUGGCGAGGUGUACAAGGGAGAGGCCAAGGGAAUCCUGGCGGGGGAACCCUCCACCGUAGUGGCGGUCAAGACGGUCAAGGGCAGCGAUCCCCAGUCGGUGAAAGCUCUAGUUUCCGAACUCAAGAUUAUGAUUCAUUUGGGCAAGCACUUGAACGUGGUCAAUCUCCUGGGAGCCUGCACCAAAAACAAUAUAGCGCGCGAUAUUAAGGUCAUUGUGGAGUACUGUCAUUAUGGUAAUGUUCAGAGAUUCCUGUUGAAGAACAGGAGUCGCUUCAUCAAUCAAAUCGAUCCCGAAACUGAUCGCAUCGACCCGAGCAUCAUGACCCAGCGCAAUUCCGACCAAAUUUACCUGCAGAGCAAUCAGAAUGGUGGUGGCGUGAACUAUAUCACAGUCGCCUUCCCUUCGACCUUGACCCAUCAGAGCACGUUGUACAACAAUAAUUCGCAACCUCCACCGCCAAUUCAACACAGAAACUGGGAAAAUGAUCCACGGUCGGGCACCCGAAGUGGACGCACAGGAUCCGGAUCCGCCGCCGACUACGACCGACAGAUGAACUCCUGCGCCACCAACAUGACCACCUUGCCGGAAGAUGAUUUUCAAACGUCCAAGAAUUCUGGUCAAACCAUCUGGCGAUCAAACUACGUCUCGGAGGCCAUGAUGGUAACCACAACUGACUUGGUCAGUUGGGCAUUUCAAGUAGCGCGGGGAAUGGACUACUUAUCAAGCAGGAAUGUGUUGCACGGCGAUCUGGCCACCAGAAAUAUUCUCCUCUGCGAAAAUAAUGUGGUUAAGAUUUGCGAUUUUGGUCUGUCUCGAACUAUGUACAUGGAUGAGUACCAUAAGACAGGGAAUAGCAAGCUGCCCGUCAAGUGGCUGGCGCUGGAGUCUCUUAGCAGCAAGAUCUUUAGCACUUACAGUGAUGUUUGGUCCUUCGGCGUUGUCCUUUGGGAGAUGUUCUCGCUAUCCAAGGUCCCGUAUCCAGCCAUAAAUUCCAAUCAGGAGCUGUUCAACAAACUGAACGAUGGUUAUCGAAUGGAAAAGCCGCAAUUCGCCAACAAAGUGCUUCACGAAAUAAUGCUAGAGUGCUGGCGAAAAAAUCCUGAAAGCAGACCAUUGUUCAAUGAGCUGGAGGAGCGUUUUGCCAGCAUGCUGGGCGAAGAUAUCUCCUCUCAAUACCUGGAACUAAAUGAACCGUACAUGCAGAGCAACAUCGAGUACAGGAAGGUCAACCCCAUGGAUUUCCUGGUGGAAAUGGGUUCUCCCACCGAGCAGGCGCCUGCACCUCCGCGCUUCGAUAGUAAAGUCGUAGUGCCUGAAAUCCGCAUCGACGAACCGACGGAUGGCUAUCUGCCAAUGAGCCCGGGCAACGGUGCCGAAGCCAAAACCGCCAUAUUCUCACCCACGCGCCUCGAAGGCGAGGCAUCUGACUUUCCCGACCUCUCAAGCGAAACCACUUUCAAUUUCCCAGGGGCGAGGCAAUCGCCUACGUUGAGCAACAACCUGAACAGCGCAUCGAAUAAGCCGCUGCUCAAGAAGAACGGCCUGCACAUGGUGGAUGCAGAGGAUCAGGCUCCGGAGGAGAUACCCAUGCUGCACCGCCAGUCCACCGGAUCCGAUGAGAGUCCGGAGCAGGGCAGGCGAUUCAAUCACGCCCUUCACCAGCAGCACGGCGCUCCAACGCCUUCACCCCGCCAUCACGUGGAGACGAAACUCAACGGCGAAUCCGCCGAACACUACGUAAAUGUGAAGCCGCCAAGAAAGAACAUACCCAGCAAAACCACAACUGGUGGUGGGGGUAGUGGUCCACCGGGCCCCACGGAAGCCUUCUCGAAUCCCGGCUACCAGCCUCUGUCCAUCGUCAACGAGAAGGAGCCGCGAAGAUUUUAGGAAGUCCCGGAGCCAUUUGUUUUAGUUCAGGACUUCUAGCCAGCUCAGUUGGUCUUUUAAAUGGAAAUUAUUAAUCAAAAAUGUAAUCUACAUUAACUUAAGUGUAAUUUAAACUGUCAUAGCUGCACGAUAACUUAAAGAAAAUUAUUAAAAUUUCAACUGAACUGUUCGGAAGUCUUUAAAAGCAAUAUCACUUGGUGAUAUUGUCAAGAUUCUGAUAAGCUAGUUAAGCUCGUUUUUAAGCUAGAUCAUACACACUCAAUCCAUGUUAUAUACUAUUAAACCAUUUCAUGUUUUCAUUUAGUGUAGGUCUAAGCCGAAUAAACUAUUAUUGUAACUGUUUGUCUUGUACUGAAAAAGGGAUCUACAAUGGGAAUAAUAACAAUAAAAAUUACCAUGGACAACUUUA
Drosophila ficusphila is the source of this 5846-nucleotide messenger RNA. Its product is annotated as vascular endothelial growth factor receptor 1. The transcript has 19 exons. Gene Ontology annotation, biological process: positive regulation of kinase activity; protein phosphorylation; cell surface receptor protein tyrosine kinase signaling pathway. Gene Ontology annotation, cellular component: signaling receptor complex. Lineage: Eukaryota; Metazoa; Arthropoda; Insecta; Diptera; Drosophilidae. The record is from RefSeq and is a predicted model, not a curated record. The coding region runs from base 665 to 5437 and encodes 1590 amino acids. Gene Ontology annotation, molecular function: ATP binding; transmembrane receptor protein tyrosine kinase activity.